Molecule: messenger RNA, 2205 nt
Organism: Bactrocera dorsalis (oriental fruit fly)
Lineage: Eukaryota; Metazoa; Arthropoda; Insecta; Diptera; Tephritidae
Product: putative nuclease HARBI1
Exons: 5
Coding region: 808-1764 (318 amino acids)
Source: RefSeq, a predicted model, not a curated record
AAUGCCUUGAAGCAGGAUUGCUCUGUAUCUGUAACGCGGGCACCAAAAAUCUCCAUCCAAACUUCACCUAAGUUAGGUGUAGUACAUGCAAUGGAUGGAGCCAUCUUAAGACCUCCUCAGGCGUUAAGACACACAGUGAGUGGACCACGAGUUACGUGGCCCCAUGUUGCCAACGCAAUACUGUGAUCUUAGCCUCAAGGCUUAGGCUGUGUAGACAGUUUCAAAAAAGGGCACUGACGAGGAAGGCAAACCAAAGAAAAUAAUGGUUACAGAUUUCCAAAAAUUAAAUACAAUUACGAUAGCAGAUAGAUACCCUAUAUAGGAGAAGUUAGGUAUUUUACAAGAAGAAUAUAGAGAGAAAACUGGUUUCUCAGUUAACGGAGCAAAAUAUGAAUUACUAUUAUUAUUUUUUUUUAUAAAUUAUUUGUACAAUACUUAAUAUUCUACAAAUAAAUAUCUAGCAGCACUGGCAGCAGAGGUCUUCGGCUGUCUGUUAUGCUACGUACAUAUGUAUGUUUAAUGUAAUAUUAAAACAGAAGUGAAAGGAUAGAUUAGUACUUAGGAAGUAGGGUUAGUGAGUUAAUUAGAGUAGCUAUAAAUCUUUAUAUUCGUCGAAGUAGAUCUGGGGUCGAAUCGUUACAUCCGUGCACCAUCGGCAAACGUACGAAAGAAAAUUACGUGAUACGUCAAUCGUAUGUGGCGAUUGGCAUUAUGACAUACGAAAGCGAACGGAUCGUAAUGUGUUUUCAAUUCACAAUAGUUUUUAAAUUCCACAUUGCUAUGGAUCGUAUUUUUAGGUCGCAAUAGAUGUGGAACUGUCAAAACUGUCGCAAAAUAUUUAAUAAAUUUGUUAGUUUAAACAUCAAACGGUUGAAUAUCAAGAUGGAUCCGACUUUGUUUUUUUAUUUGAGCUCUAGUGAGAGUGAUAGUGGUGAAAAAAUAGUGCGGAGGCAACUAAGAGAUCGGAGCAAUCCUUUGGCACUGCCGAACACAGCAUUUUUAAAACGAUUUCGUCUAAGUAAAGAGGCUUUUGAAUAUGUCCUAAAUAAUAUAUGUUUAACGCAAUCUGACGUCAGAGCAGUGCCUCCAGUGCUACAAUUAGCAACCACGCUCUCACAUUUGGCUGGCGGUGGAUACCAGCACAGUGUAGGCAGUGACUAUUUAAUCGGGAUUUGUCAAAGCACUGUUUCGAAGCUGACAUCCCAUGUACUUAAAGAAAUGGAAACGAUGUUGUGCCCUCAGUUUAUACGGUUUACACCAGAGGAUUCCCUUACGUGUAAAGAGUGGUUUGUGCAGCAAUAUAAAAUUCCAGGAGUUAUAGGGUGCGUUGAUGGAACCCACAUCGGCUUACAAAAAACCACAGUGAACGAGCACAUGUACUUCAAUAGAAAAGGCUACCAUAGUAUCAACGCUAUGAUAAUAUGUGAUCACACUUACAAAAUUUUGGCUAUUAACUGUCAAUACGGUGGUGCAGCCCACGACUCAUUUGUUUGGAAACACUCGGACCAGCGAAGAGUUUUGGAAGAACGAUUUCAGCACAACAGGAAUGAAAAUUCAUGGCUUUUAGGGGAUUCUGGCUACCCAUUGGAACCAUGGUGCAUAACUCCUUACAGAAACGCUUCGGAGGGUGCAAGUGAAGCUAUGUUCAAUGAAAUACAUUCCAAGGCAAGAUGUAUCGUCGAACGAACUAUCGGAAUUUUAAAAGAACGCUGGAGAAGAGAGCAGAGGAAGGUACCAUCCGACAAAAGUGGCAAGAUUUGCUAACGUUUGUGCAGCAUUACACAACAUCUGCAUAAAAUUUAAAAUAAAUUAUGAUCCUCAGAAUUGCGAAUCUGAUCAAACAAGGGAUAUCGACACUGGGGUAGCGAACCGCCUCACCGCAAUCGGCCAAACAAUAAGGGAUCAAAUAAUGCACUCUUUAACAAAUUGAAGAUGAAAAUGUCUAUGUAUUUAUUCUUGUAAAUUUUUUUCCCUUCUAAACUGAAAUACAACAAUUUUGUUAAUAUAAACUCAUUAUUUUUAUUAGUCGUUUCAUCACGUUUGUUGGUUUUACUACAUUUCUUAAAUAUUAAAUAAAUAAAAUUCAAAAAAAAUAAAGCUCUAUUACAUUAAAAAAUUCAUUAAAUGCUUAAAACUAAAAAUUCAUUAAAUACUUAAAACGAAAAAUUCAUUAAAUGCUUAAAACUAAAAAUAUUUACAUCAAUG